UAGGUUUGAAAUAAAUAUAUUAAAGUUAGGUAUUGCUGAACCAAUCAAAAAUAAUUCAACCUUGAUUGAUUAUUUUAGGAUAAGAAUGAUUUCAAAUAAUUCCCAUCAACAUAAGUAUUUCAAUAUGAUGUUGAAAAGAAAGAUGAAUGAUGUUAGAAAGUUGUGGAUUUGUUAUUAACUAGUUAUGGAACAGUAAUUGGGGAUCUUGUAUGUAAUAUAAUGAGAAUGCCAUCUUUUAUAAUAUACAAUUCCUUAUGGAGGUAUUUUAUUUGUUUGGUAAUAUAUCUAUUGGUGUUGCUAAUUACACAAUUAAUAAUCCAUAAGUUAAUUUUUUAGUAUUAUUUAUAAAAAUUUUCAUUUUAGUAAGACUACAUAAAAUAUAGACCUCAUUUAACUGAAAUAAUCAAUCAGAUACCUAUCUAUGUAAUAAAAUAGGCUUCUUUGGGAUUAGAAGGGGCUUAUCAGACAGCAUAUAGAUUAUUAGAGUAUAAUGAUUACUUAAAAGAAAUUUGA
Paramecium pentaurelia is the source of this 513-nucleotide messenger RNA. NCBI's taxonomy places the organism in Eukaryota, Ciliophora, Oligohymenophorea, Peniculida, Parameciidae. The record is from the annotation of a GenBank genome assembly.